CGCGCUUAGACUCUUGGGAGUUGUAGUACGAAUCCGUCAGGCCGGAACCAUGGCAGUGACCAAGGAGCUCUUACAGAUGGACCUGUACGCGCUGCUAGGCAUUGAGGAGAAGGCAGCGGACAAAGAGGUAAAGAAGGCGUAUAGGCAGAAGGCCCUCUCCUGCCACCCAGACAAAAAUCCAGAUAAUCCCAGAGCAGCUGAACUCUUCCACCAGCUUUCUCAGGCCUUGGAGGUGCUGACCGAUGCUGCAGCCAGGGCUGCAUAUGACAAGGUUAGGAAAGCCAAGAAGCAGGCAGCAGAGAGGACCCAGAAACUUGAUGAGAAAAGGAAGAAAGUGAAGCUUGACCUGGAGGCCCGGGAGCGGCAGGCCCAGGCCCAGGAGAGUGAAGAGGAAGAGGAGAGCCGGAGCACCAGGACACUAGAGCAAGAGAUCGAACGCCUGAGAGAAGAGGGUUCCCGGCAGCUGGAGGAACAGCAGAGGCUGAUCCGGGAGCAGAUACGCCAGGAGCGUGACCAGAGGUUGAGAGGAAAGGCAGAAAGUACUGAAGGCCAAGGAACCCCCAAACUAAAGCUAAAAUGGAAGUGCAAGAAGGAGGAUGAGUCAAAAGGUGGCUACUCCAAAGACGUCCUGCUACGGCUUUUGCAGAAGUAUGGUGAGGUUCUCAACCUGGUGCUUUCCAGUAAGAAGCCAGGCACUGCUGUGGUGGAGUUUGCAACCGUCAAGGCGGCGGAGCUGGCUGUCCAGAAUGAAGCUGGCCUGGUGGAUAACCCUCUGAAGAUUUCCUGGUUGGAGGGACAGCCCCAGGAUGCCAUGGGCCGCAGCCACUCAGGACUGUCAAAGGGCUCAGUGCUGUCAGAGAGAGACUACGAGAGCCUCGUCAUGAUGCGCAUGCGCCAGGCGGCCGAGCGGCAACAGCUGAUCGCACGGAUGCAGCAGGAAGACCAGGAGGGGCCGCCCACAUAACCCCAGCUCCAGCCAUCCACCCCUCAGCCCUUUUCUUCAACGUCACCAAUAAAUUUUUUUUUUUUUUUUUUUUUUUUAGGAUUUUACCUCUAUUCCAUACAUAGGUAUAAGGUGCUGGGUUCUGCCGCAGACGGCUCCACCCAGGCCUGGCGCCCCUCCCAGGAAGUGGGCAGACCCCCAGGGAAACGCUCCGCAGG
This is a messenger RNA of Pongo pygmaeus (Bornean orangutan), 1161 nucleotides long. RefSeq names its product DnaJ heat shock protein family (Hsp40) member C17 (gene DNAJC17). Gene Ontology annotation, cellular component: spliceosomal complex. Gene Ontology annotation, molecular function: RNA binding. The transcript is spliced from 11 exons. Gene Ontology annotation, biological process: spliceosomal complex disassembly. Bases 50 to 964 code for a protein of 304 amino acids. NCBI's taxonomy places the organism in Eukaryota, Metazoa, Chordata, Mammalia, Primates, Hominidae. The record is from RefSeq and is a predicted model, not a curated record.